Populus trichocarpa (black cottonwood) is the source of this 4114-nucleotide messenger RNA. RefSeq names its product translocase of chloroplast 159, chloroplastic. Gene Ontology annotation, biological process: protein targeting to chloroplast. The transcript has 2 exons. Gene Ontology annotation, molecular function: GTPase activity; GTP binding. Lineage: Eukaryota; Viridiplantae; Streptophyta; Magnoliopsida; Malpighiales; Salicaceae. The coding region runs from base 411 to 3902 and encodes 1163 amino acids. The record is from RefSeq and is a predicted model, not a curated record. Gene Ontology annotation, cellular component: chloroplast outer membrane.
UCUACUGUCAGGGGAAAAAAACAUGGAGCUUGAGGAAAAUGACUGAAGAUGAGGAAUAUUUUUUACUGUAUGCAGGUUGAACUGAGAAGAGAUUCUUCUGGUUCUAGCCCUAGGGUGUCCAAGAAAACAAAACCCAUUAAAAAACAAAGGCUGUGUAGUUUUUGGUUUCAUUUAUCCACAAAUUUAUCUCCAAUCUUCCAUUCCUAGCCUCUCAUAAAAACAGCAGUAAAGUCUACAAAUGUAACCUCACAUAAGCUAACAAAUAUCCCUUAUCAAAACACAAAUCCUCUUUGCAUGCAAACUCUUCGAUAUUCACUCUUAACAAAAGCCAAAAGCUACAGGACCCAUAAUCCAAUCAUUUUUCCCAAGUAAGAAGGGAUUCGAUAUCUGGGGCUUCAGAAGAAAAUAUCAUGAGUGAAUUGGAGCAACGAUUAGCCUUCUCUUGUCCUUCAGGGACUGAGGUUUCUCAUGAUCAUUCACUGAAAAUUGACGAGAAGAUUACCGCAGACUCAGAUGAAGAAGCAGACACAGUUCAGGAGCAAAUGGGAAAGGAAUUAGUUGAUUCUCCUCCAGCUGCCAGGGUAUCUCAUGAUUAUUCAAACCAGCUGAUUAUUGCAGAUCCAGAUGAAGAAGCAGACAUAGUUAAGGAGAAAAACAGAGAGGAAUCAUUUGAUUCUCCUCCAGGGAGAAUUGACGAGCAGAAUAUUGCAGCUGCUGGGGUAUCUCAUGAUUAUUCAAACCAGCAGAUUAUUGCAGAUCCAGAUGAAGAAGCAGACAUAGUCACUGAGAAAAGCAGAGAGGAAUCAUUUAAUUCUCCUUUAAGGAGAAUAGACGAGCAGAUUAUUGCAGCUGCUGGGGCAUCUCAUGAUUAUUCAAACCAGCAGAUUACUGCAGAUCUAGAUGAAGAAGCGGGCAUGGUUAAGGAGAAAAGCAGAGAGGAAUUAUUUGAUUCUCCUUCAGGGAGAAUUGACGAGCAGAUUAUUGCAGCUGCUGGGGUAUCUCGUGAUUUUUCAAACCAGCAGAUUACUGCAGAUCCAGAUGAAGAAACAGACAUAAUUAAGGAGAAAAGCAGAGAGGAAUCAUUUGAUUCUCCUUUAGGGAGAUUUGACGAGCAGAUUGUUGCAGAUGCAGAUGAAGAAGGAAAAAUAGUUACAGAAAAAAUGGGAAAUGAAUUAUUUGAUUCUCCUUCAUGGGCUGAUAUUUCUCAUGAUCGUUCACGUAGAACUAAUGAGCAAAUCAUAACUGACUCAGAUGAGGAUGCAGACAUAGUUGAGGAGCAAAUGGGAAGGGAAUUAGCAGACAUGGUUAAAGAGCAAAUGGAAAAGGAACUGUUUGAUUCUCUUUCAGGAUUGCAGGUUUCCCAUGAUCAUUCACAGAGUAUUCAUGAGCAGAUUAUUGCAGACUCAGAUGAAGAAGCGGAUUCUAUCAAUGAAAAAAUUGGAGAGGAAUUAUUUGAUGCUUCUUCAGGUAGAAUUGAUGGCCAGGUUAUUACAGACUCGGAUGAAGAAGGAGACAUGGACACAGAGCAAAUAGGAAAUGACUUGUUAGAGUCAGAUGCAUUGGCUGCUCUUUUGAAAGCAGCAAGUAGUGCUGGUAUGGAUGGAGGCAGAGUUGCAAUAACCUCUGCUGAUGGUUCCAGGGUAUUUUCUCUAGAACGUCUUGUUGGUUCAGAUUCCCCAUUUCGAAUUGUGAGACCUGCUCCGCUGUCUGAAACAGUCGAGGAUGUAGCAAAGAAUGAUUUGAAUGAAGAAGAUAAGAAGGUGAUUGAGAAGAUACAGCAAAUCGCAGUGAAGUUCUUGAGGCUUGUCCAGCGACUUGGACAAUCUCCUGAAGAUUCCAUAGUUGCACAGGUGUUACACAGGCUGGUCGUGGCUACAAGGGCACAUGUUAAUCAAGAGUUCAGCCUUGAAAAUGCCGAGAAAAUGGCCAUGCAGCUUGAAGCUGAGGGGAAAGAUGAUUUAGACUUUUCUUUGAGCAUUUUGGUUCUUGGGAAAACUGGAGUGGGAAAGAGUGCGACCAUUAAUUCUAUUUUUGGUGAGAAGAAAGUUGAGAUCAAUGCAUUUGAGCCUGCCACAACUAUGUUGAAGGAAGUUGUUGGAAUCGUAGAUGGAGUUAAAAUCCGAAUCAUUGACACACCAGGUCUCAGGUCCUCUGUGAAGGAAGAAGCUAUCAACCGGAAAAUACUAGCAUCUAUAAAAACCUCAAUAAACAAGUUCCCUCCAGAUGUUAUCCUAUAUACUGAUCGGCUAGAUACCCACUCGCUAGAUCUCAAUGAUUUACCGAUGUUAAGAUUGCUUACCAAAUCUCUCACUUCAUCAAUAUGGAAAAAUUCUGUUGUCACUCUGACCCAUGCCACUUCUCCUCCUCCUGAUGGACCAUCCGGGUCUCCCCUAAGUUUCGAGAUGUUUGUUGGUCAACGAUCCCAUGCUAUUCAGCAAGCCAUCAGCCAAGCAGUUGGUGAUCUGCGUCUGAUACAUCCAAGAAUGAUGCAUCCAGUGUCACUUGUUGAGAACCAUCCACUGUGCCAGAAGAAUGAAAACAGUGAAUAUAUCCUUCCAAAUGGACAAAGUUGGAGACCACAAUUAUUACUGCUAUGUUAUUCAUUGAAGAUUUUAUCGGAAGCAAGUUCUAUAGCCAAGCCUCGAGAUCCUUUUGAUCACAAGAAGCCUUUUGGUUUCCGUCUCCGCUCUUUACCUUUACCCCACCUGGUGUCUUCUCUAUUGCAGUCUCGCCCUCAUCCUAAACUCACUGCUGAUCAGGGAGGAGACGACAUUGACUCUGAUAUUGACAUGGUGGAUCUAUCAGAUUCUGAUGAAGAAAUUGAGGAUGAAUAUGACCAGCUUCCACCAUUCAAGCCUUUGAAGAAAUCUCAUGUUGCGAAGCUCACAAAAGAACAAAGGAAAGCUUAUUUGGAGGAGUACGAUUAUCGGGUGAAACUCCUUCAAAAGAAGCAGUGGCGAGAAGAGGUGAAAAUGUUGAAGGGGAUGAAGAAGAAAGGCAAAGAUGGUUAUGAUGGCAUUGGUGAAGAUGUGGACCAGGAAGAUGUCGGUCCUGCCACUGUUCCGGUUGCUAUGCCUGACUUUGUUCUCCCACCCUCCUUUGACAGUGACAAUCCUUCUUACAGGUAUCGAGCAUUGGAGCCCACUUCUCAGUUUCUUAUGAGGCCAGUUCUGGACUCCCAUGGGUGGGAUCAUGAUUGUGGGUAUGAUGGUGUUAGCCUUGAAAGAAAUCUUGCUGUUGCGGGUCAGUUUCCAGGUGCAUUUGCAGUUCAAAUCACAAAAGACAAGAAAGACUUUAAUAUCCACUUAGAUUCUUCAGUUUGUGCCAAGCAUGGAGAAAAUGGAUCAACGAUGGCAGGAUUUGAUAUUCAGAAUGUUGGAAGGCAGCUUGCCUACAUCCUGAGAAGUGAAACCAAAUUCAAAAAUUUCAAGAUGAACAAAACGUCGGCUGGGAUAUCCUUCACUGUGUUGGGGGAGAAUGUAGCCACUGGACUCAAAAUUGAGGAUCAGAUUGCUGUUGCAAAGCGCUUGGCUUUGGUAGGAGCUGCUGGUGCUGUGAGAUCUGGAGGCGAUACAGCAUACGGAGCCAACUUUGAAGUGUGUCUCAAGAGUAAGGAUUUCCCUAUAGAGAAGGAUCAAUCCACAUUAGGUUUGUCCUUGAUGAAGUGGAGGGGUGAUUUGGGUCUGAUGGCCAACUUGCAGUCUCAGUUCUCCAUUGGUCGGAAUUCCAAAAUGGCUGUUCGUGUCGGAAUGAACAAUAAGCGAAGUGGGCAGGUCACCAUCAAGACAAGCAGCUCAGAAAUGCAAGUUGCCCUCAUCGCUAUUGUUCCAAUCGUAACAUCCCUCUUGAGGAGUAUCUAUAGUGGUUAUGCUGCAAGCAACUCACACACAUUAGACUACUAGGUACUUUUUUCCAUAUACCGUUAUUUGUUAGAACUUCAAUUUUGAGAGGGUAGACAUCUAGCAAAAAGAUAGUCAAAAGUCUCACAUGUCAGAAUGAUUAUGAUUAUGAUUAUAGCAGCUUUAUCCAGUCUGCAGGACAUUCAAUUUAAAUCUAUAUUUUUUGGCUGAGCUCUUAAAUAAUGAGCUGAAUCCUUCUGGUUUUGUUCCUUGAA